AUGUCGUCAACUCUCGCUUCCCGAGCUCUCUUCCGUGCUGCCACCCGCAGGCAACUCUCCACGGCCAGGACCAUUGCUCGCUCCUUUGAAGCUCAUCCCUACGAGAGGAUGUCCAAGGAGAAGCACGCUUCUGGUGCCUAUGGAAAGAUGGCCAAGAACGCUGCUAGCCGUCUUGUCUUCUCACCCUCGACGGCCAUGUAUAAUCAAGCGUUCUGCAAGCGUCGGCGUUUUAGUCUACAGGAAAAGGCGUUCCUGGUUACGACGAAAUGA
Molecule: messenger RNA, 270 nt
Organism: Parascedosporium putredinis
Lineage: Eukaryota; Fungi; Ascomycota; Sordariomycetes; Microascales; Microascaceae
Source: the annotation of a GenBank genome assembly